UUGGUCGCUCUCUCACGGGGGAGAAGUCCAAAUCGCGUGAGAAAUUUCCUUCCUCCCCGUAGAGCUUUUCCCUAUUUGCGAUCUCCUGUUCUUCCUCUUCCCCGCACUUCGAAACCGGAGAGCUGAGAGCCAGAGAAAGAGAGAGAAGAGUGAUGGCUUUGGGCGAUGACAAGGCGAUUGGCGACGGGACUGGGGAUGGGAAGGGAGUCUCGAUGCUUCCCGGCCUCGGAGGCAAGGGGAGGUACGGGCGGAUCGACGCCGACCUCAGCGACGACGGACCCAGGCGGGGAAUCGAAAGCAACAGAUAUAUCUUCGCUUGUGCGAUCUUUGCUUCUCUAAAUUCCGUCCUCCUCGGUUACGAUGUUGGUGUUAUGAGCGGAUGCAUUAUUUUCAUUCAGAAGGAUUUGCGUAUAACCGAAGUUCAGCAAGAAGUCUUAGUUGGGUGUUUGAGCAUUCUUUCACUUGUGGGUAGUUUAGCAGCUGGAAGAACCUCAGAUAAAAUUGGCCGGAAAUGGACCAUUGGUUUAGCUGCAAUUAUUUUCCAAACUGGUGCUGCUAUAAUGGCUUUUGCACCAUCUUUUCAAGUGCUGAUUUUAGGCAGGCUUCUGGCUGGAGUUGGAAUAGGAUUUGGGGUCAUGAUUGCACCUGUUUAUAUUGCAGAGAUAUCUCCGACUGUUUCUCGAGGAUCAUUCACCUCUUUCCCUGAGAUUUUUAUAAAUCUUGGAAUUCUUCUUGGAUACAUCUCAAACUAUGUUUUCUCUGGUCUUUCUGAACACAUAAGCUGGAGGAUAAUGCUUGGUAUUGGGAUUCUUCCAUCUGUUUUCAUUGGAUUUGCCUUGUUUGUGAUCCCCGAAUCUCCUAGGUGGUUGGUUAUGCAGAACAGGCUAGAAGAAGCAAGAUCGGUGCUAAUGAGGAUUAAUGAGAACGAGAAAGAAGUCGAGAAUAGAUUGCGCGAAAUAGCGGAAGCUGCUGGUGUGGUGGAGGGAGAUAAGUAUGUGGAAAAAGCUGUGUGGCAGGAGUUCCUGAGGCCUUCCCCCACAUUGCGUAGGAUGCUGAUUAUUGGGAUUGGCAUACAGUGUUUUCAGCAAAUCAGUGGCAUUGAUGCAACUGUAUAUUACAGUCCAACCAUAUUCAGAGAUGCAGGGAUCAAGUCUGACAGCAAACUUCUUGCUGCAACUGUUGCUGUUGGCAUCGCUAAAACUACAUUUAUCUUAGUUGCAAUCCUUCUAAUUGACAGAGUUGGUAGAAAGCCUUUGUUAUAUGUUAGCACAAUUGGCAUGACUGUUUGCCAGUUUUGUUUGGGUCUGGCUCUUUCAUUGCUUGGAAAUAAUCUGGUUUACCCAAGAGUGGGAAUUUUGGUAGCAAUAUUGUCUGUAUGUGGAAAUGUAGCUUUUUUUUCAGUUGGAAUCGGCCCCAUUUGUUGGGUAUUGAGUUCAGAAAUCUUCCCUCAGAGGCUGCGUGCCCAGGCAGUUGCAUUAGGAACUGUAGGAAAUAGAGUGAGCAGUGGCCUGAUUGCUAUGUCCUUCCUAUCCAUGUGCCGUGCCAUUACUGUGGCAGGAACCUUCUUCAUUUUUUCAGCAAUUUCAGCUAUGUCUGUGAUAUUUAUAAACAUGUAUGUUCCCGAAACCAAAGGCAAGUCUCUGGAGCAGAUUGAAAUGUUAAUUGAUACUAGAAGGGAAUGGCAGCCAAUUGAGGUUGAACUUGGUGAUGCGGAGCAUUUGGUGCAAAAGGAUUAGACUGGCCUGCACUAUUGCAGUUAUGUUUCACUCUGGGCUGUCAUUCUUCUUCCAAGAAAAUUUGGGCUACUCUACCCAUUGUUUGUGGCUCUAUAACUUAUUACGUGAAUCUUACUUCCAAUAUUCAUUUUGCUGCUAGA
Messenger RNA from Musa acuminata AAA Group (dessert banana), 1876 nucleotides. Its product is annotated as probable polyol transporter 4. The transcript has 2 exons. The record is from RefSeq and is a predicted model, not a curated record. Gene Ontology annotation, biological process: transmembrane transport. Gene Ontology annotation, molecular function: carbohydrate transmembrane transporter activity. The coding region runs from base 153 to 1736 and encodes 527 amino acids. Gene Ontology annotation, cellular component: membrane. NCBI's taxonomy places the organism in Eukaryota, Viridiplantae, Streptophyta, Magnoliopsida, Zingiberales, Musaceae.